Molecule: messenger RNA, 3958 nt
Organism: Hydra vulgaris (swiftwater hydra)
Lineage: Eukaryota; Metazoa; Cnidaria; Hydrozoa; Anthoathecata; Hydridae
Product: putative elongator complex protein 1
Biological process (GO): tRNA wobble base 5-methoxycarbonylmethyl-2-thiouridinylation
Cellular component (GO): elongator holoenzyme complex; cytosol
Molecular function (GO): protein binding; tRNA binding
Source: RefSeq, a predicted model, not a curated record
AAAAUUUUAAAUUUUAUUUUAGAUUAGAAAAAAAUGCGUAACUUGGUACUUUUAGAUUCCGUUCAUUAUAAUGUAGGUGUCAUUGGUAGUCAUAAAUUGACUUAUGAUUCUUUAAAUGAAGUAGUUUAUUUUGCAACAGUUACCAGUGUUUUUGGUUUUUCACCUAAAGAAAAGCAAACUUUAUACUGCAUCUCACUUAAAGAAGGUGGUUAUAUUGAAGAAGAUUAUCAAAAAAUUGUAAGCAUUUACUAUAUGUGUGACAAAGCUGAGCUAUGUAUAAUUACUACUAAAGGCGAUUGUCUAAUAUGGAAAGCUGCAACAGGAGAAAUAGAGUUAAUGGGAAGUAUUGAAUCAGGAAUUUCUUCAAGUGCUUGGAGUCCAGAUAAUGAAUUAUUAGUAAUCAUAACAGGAUCUGGAUCAUUUCUUCUAAUGAGCUGUGAUUUUGAUGUUAUUUGUGAACAGGCUAUUCAUUCAGCUGCUUUUGGAGAAGCUCAGCAAAUAACUGUUGGAUGGGGUAAAAAAGAAACACAGUUCCAUGGUUCAGAAGGUAAAGAAGCUGCACACCAAAAAGUAUAUCAGGAAGGCAAAAUAAAUUUAUGGGAUGAUUAUAGAACAGAAGUAUCGUGGAGAGGCGAUGGACAGUUUUUUGCAAUUUCUUCUGUUGACCAAGUGAGAAGUUGCAGAUGUGUUCGCAUUUACAAUCGAGAGGGAAUCCUUCAAUCUACAAGUGAAAAAAUAGAAGGCUUAGAAGAAUGUAUAGCAUGGCGACCAUCUGGAAAUUUAAUAGCAUGUUCUCAAAGAAAACCCAACAAACAUGAUGUAAUUUUUUUAGAAAAAAAUGGUUUGCAGCAUGGACAAUUUACUUUACCUUUUUCAACACAUGAUAAAUUGAUAUUAUGCAUAAGUUGGAAUGUAAGCUCUGAUGUCUUAAUGCUGCUACUAGCUGAUAUGAGUAAAACAACAAAUUAUGUUGUCCAAUUGUGGACUGUGGGAAACUACCACUGGUAUUUAAAACAAGAAAUAAAUUUCCAAAAUCAAAAUAAAUCUCCAACUGUGGUUUGGGAUCAGGAUUGUGCAUAUAAAAUACAUAUUAUAUGUGAUGAUGGGAGUUAUUAUCAAAACAUUUAUAUGCAUGUUGUCAACCAAAGCAGUGGUCAAGACAAUAAUUCUAUGGUGGCAGUAGCUGAUGGAAAGAAACUGCUUUUAACGCCAUUUAAGCUUCAAACUGUACCUCCUCCAAUGGCAGCACUUACAAUAACAUUAUCAAAUACAUCCAAUAUAAUUGCAUUUGGUGUUGAAUCAAAGAAACAUGAUUUACUUAUUCAAACAUCUGAAAAGCAGUUUGUUUAUCUGUUGUAUGAUGGCCAAUACAAAAUGAUCCCUGUUUUAACUGACAAUAAAAUUACUGAGUUAAAUUUGCGACAAUUUGUAUGGUUUCAUGAACUCUAUGUUUCAGCUAUUGCAGAUAAUCAAUCAGGAAACAGUAUUAUAUUGAUGGAGCUUUCGAUCAAAGAUAAUAAUAUAAGCCUAACAUUAAAAGAUCAAAUAUUUGUUCCGAAUAAAGUUCUUGUAUUGUUUAAAAGCAACUUUUGUAACUUGUAUAUUGAAAAUGAGAAGGGUGGAAUCUAUGAGUUGAUAUUGGACGGUAUUUUAAAGUUGGAGAAAAAUUUAUGUUGUUCUUUACCUUUGCCUUGUUCCAAUAUUGCGUGCCUAAAGUUUGAAGAUAAAACUAUGGUGUUUGGUUUGACAAAUCAAUAUCGUUUAUUUCUUAAUGAAAAGGAGAUAGCUACAAAUUGCACAUCAUUUUUUGUGCACGAUGAGUUUCUUCUUUUAACAACGCAUACCCACAGCCUGCGAUGCAUUAGUUUGAGUUCUUUGUUUAAAGUGAUUACAGUAAAUGACUCCUUAUUUUUGGAUGAAGCAUCAAGAAGGAUAGAACGUGGCUCACGUUUAAUCACUGUUAUUGCUCAAGGCACAUUAGCUAUAUUGCAGAUGCCACGAGGUAAUUUGGAGUGUAUUCAUCCUCGUGCAUUAGUCAUCUGUCACCUUAAAAAGUUAUUAUCAAAUUUAGAAUAUGCGGAAGCAAUGGACAUUAUGCGUAAACAUCGUAUCAACUUAAAUCUAUUUUAUGAUCACAACCCUGAGCUGUUUACAUCUCAUAUUGAAAAAUUUAUAUCGGAAAUGGAAUCUGUAAAUUUUAUCAAUCUUUUCCUAGCUGAUCUGAUGACUGAAGAUGUAUGUAAAACUAUGUAUUCACCAUUCUAUUAUGGAAUGAAUAAACCGAUGGACUCACAAACUCCCUCAAAUAAAGUGGAUUUAGUUUGUAAACAGUUUCAAAAAAUAAUUGAGCAGAAGAUAACUAAAAAUAAUAAUGAGUUGUUGUUGGCUUUACUGACAACUUAUGCAAGACAAAAUGAUUUAGAGUCUGUUCUUCUUAAAAUUAAAGACCUUAAAGAAAAUCCUCCAGCUGAUGGUGUUACUUGCAACGCUGCUUUAGUUUACAUACUAUAUUUGGUUGAUAUUAAUUCUCUGUUUGAUAUCGCACUUGGUUUAUAUGAUUUUGAUCUUGUUAUGUUGGUAGCAGAAAAAUCUCAGAAGGAUCCAAAAGAGUAUAUUCCUUUCUUAAAUAACUUUAAGAAGAUGGAUGAAUUUUAUAUGAAGUAUUCAAUCGACAAGCACCUAAAAAGAUAUCACAAAGCUUUGAUUAGCUUAUCUAAAUGCGAAAAUUGCUUUGAUGAGUUAACAACAUUUGUUAAAGAACAUCGUCUUUACAAGCAAGCAUUGCAGUUGUUUGAAACCGGUUCAUUAAAGUAUAAGAAAAUUAGUUUGGACUAUGCCUCAUACUUAGUACAACAAAAGUUAUAUGAAGAUGCCGCAAUCGUUUACAGUAGAUGUGGUUUCAGAAAGCAAGCAUUAGAACAAUACACUAAAACAAAAAAUUGGAAUAUGGUUUUAACAGAAGCCAGGCUUCUUGAAUACUCACCACAAAGUUUAAUGACUCUUUAUAAAAAUUUGAGUGAGCGUUUGAAAAAUGAGCACAUGUACAAAGAAGCAGCAGAUAUAUUGGAGCAUUAUGUUAAGGACAUUGAAGAAAGUGCAAUGUGUUUGUUAAAAGGUGGUUUGUGGUUUCAUGCAAUUCACUUGAUGCAUAAGUAUGAACGCGAAGACUUGAUAGAGACAAAUUUAAAACCUAGUAUACAUGAAUGUUGUGAGAUAACGGAAUCAAAAAUAAAAGAUCUUGAAACAAGAUUUAUAAAACACACUAAUCGUUUAAAAGUUGUGGUUGAAAAAAAAGAAAAGGAUAAGUUAGAGAUUUUACAAGGAGCUGAAUUUGAAACAGAAAACUCAGAUAUAUACUCAGAUACCUCAAGUGUCACUGGUCAAACAUCCUCAAUAAAAUCAAGAGGUUCUCAAUCUUCAUCUGGCCAUUCAAGCAAAAGUCGCAAGAAAGUAAAUCGAAAGAAAUAUAGUUUGAAAGAAGGUAGUGUUCAUGAAGAAUUUGCCUUGCGUGAAGCUCUAGCUGAAAUCAUUACUACAACUGAUAAAAUGAAAGAGGAAAUUUCUGAGUUAUUGAAAGUAAUGUGUUUAUAUUAUUUUGAUGAUAAAGCAAAAACAAUACAACAUGAGUUUGAAAGUCUAAUAAAUACUAUUGAAUUAAAUAUAAAAGAAAUAUGGACAGAAAACAUGAAAAAUUCAGAUGACAAUGUUUGCAAAUUCGGUCCAAGUUCAACAGUCCAUUCCAUAAUUGAAUUGUCCAUGCAUCAAAAUAAUACAAAAGAGAGCAAUUCUCCUAUAUCAGUGCAGCCAACUAUGCGUCCCAACAUCCAAUGGAAAGUUCACAUGCUUCGAGUGUAGAAACAUGCUUCAAAUAUAGAACACAUCAAGAUAUCAAUGCAUGACUAACAUGAUAAUAAUUAUAACAUAAUAGUAACUUAAUAAUGAAUAACAUAAUUACUUA